AUGACAGAUGAUUAUUAUGCAUUUGACAACGAGUCACUGAUAAAAUCUAGGUCCCAGCGUUCGCUUUCGAGACAAAAUUCGUUGGUGAGACCAGAAAGGAACAGUUUCAAGGAUCCGAACCAUCCAUACCAUUACUAUGCUCUGAAAGCAAAGGAAGCUAGGGUGCAGAUCAAUCCGUCGACUACUGGUGCUGUUCCAGAAGAAUCAGCGGCAGACAUUCAAAUGCAUGAUCUGGAUUUGGGACCUGAUGGUAGACUCCGAAAUUCGCUGAGGAUAGUUGAAGAAGAAGAUCAUUUAGAUGAUGGGAUCGACAAAAAUGUUAACGUGUAUAGCGAAAGUGAAAAGAAGACAGCAUCUCCUUUUGACAGCGAAAAUGAGCAGAAACUGGCAGAAAAACGGCUUAUAGACAAAAAGUUAAGGAAAACUGGAUUUUCUCCCUGGGAAUCCUACUGUUUCCUGAUUACCAUUUGGGCUCCUCCUCCACUUUUGAGACUAUUCGGAUUGAAGUCGAAGGCUGUGCAAAAGGCGUGGAGAGAUAAGAUGGGGUUGAUCUCGAUAAUUUUCUACAUAGGUGCUUUUGUUGCGUAUUUGACUUUUGGUUUUACCAAAACUGUCUGUAAACCGGGCAAAACGAGGCUUCAUCGAAACGAGGCUUCAUCGGGCCAAUUGAUAAUCCACGGACAAGCGUUUUCUUUGGAAUCAUCUUCUCAUCCUGCUGCAGCUGGUAUUCCUGGUGGCUCCAAUAUAUUAUAUCCUCCAGUCAAUGCUGGAGGUAAAGAUGGAUCCUUUCUUUUCCAAAAUGUUAAUGGGAAUUGUAAAGGCUUGAUAAAACCAAGAGAGAAUUCAAGCAUUCCUUUUGAUGAUGAUGGCAAUAUGGCAUGGUAUUUCCCCUGUAAAUUGGUCGAGCAAGACGGAUCAACUAAACCAAACUUCACAAAAUCGGAAUAUUAUAAAGGUUGGGGUUGUCACACGAGUGCUAAGGCAAGGGAACAAUACUACUCUUUGAAUGCACCAGCAGAUAUUUAUUACUCUUGGGAUGACUUAAAAAAUUCAUCCAGAAAGUUGGUCGUAUACAAUGGUGAUGUCAUUGAUCUUGACAUCUUGGAUUGGUUACAGACGGACGAUCUCACAUAUCCAAAAUCUUUCGAUAUUUUAAGGUCAGCGAAUUUGGAAGGUUACGAUAUUUCUUUGACAUUAUCAACUCCCAGUGAAAGAAAAGUGGCCCGUUGUUUGGUUGAAAUUGCUAAAGUAGGCGUCGUCGACUCCCAAACAAUUGGUUGUAUUGCGUCCAAUGUCGUCUUGUACCUAUCUUUGGUUUUCAUUCUCUCAGUUGUUGCCACAAAGUUCAUCAUUGCUUGCUAUUUCCAUUAUUUCAUUGCAAGAAAACAAGGUGCUUACGCUGUUGAUAAUAAAGAAUUGGCGAAGCAUAAUAAUGAUCUCGAAGACUGGUCAGAAAAUAUCAACUCCGUAGGUCCCUUAAAAUUGGUUGACCCAUCUUUAAGGCCAAGGAGAACAAAUAACAAAAUGCAUAAGAAGAAUAAUUCUAACCUCAGCUUAUUCAGCCGUAAAUCCCAGUUUGGACAGUCAUCAUCCUCUGCAAAAUCGAUCUCAUUGACUGACCCAGUGCUCCAAACAUUAGAAAACACAGGAAUGAUAACCAUGACUACACAGUCAGUUCAGAAAACUGCGUAUCUCAAUGAAAUGAAAAGGAAGAGUACAAAUGUUACAAGGCCUAUUUCCACCACAAAUCCUUUUGCUGACAGUAUUGAUGCAUUUAAUUCUUCUUUAACCAUUGAUUCAUUGGACCCAACCGUUAUUCAUCCCGAUGUUGUGUUGCAACCACCCCCAGAUUAUAUGCCAUACGGUUUCCCCUUAGUUCAUACUCUUUGCUGUGUUACAUGUUACUCCGAAGAUGAAGUUGGUUUAAGGACCACUUUGGAUUCUAUUGCUACCACAGACUACCCUAACUCUCAUAAAUUGAUCAUCGUGAUAUGUGAUGGUAUAAUCAAAGGUUCAGGUAACGACAGAACGACACCUGACAUUGUUUUAGAUAUGAUGGAUGAUUUCGCUGUUCCUAAGGAUGAAGUGAAAGCCCAUCCUUAUGUUGCUAUUGCUCUCGGAUCUAAAAGGCAUAAUAUGGCUAAGAUUUACGCUGGUUUCUAUAAAUAUGAUGAUGAAACAGUUCCUGUUGAGAACCAACAACGGGUACCAAUCAUUACAAUCGUUAAAUGUGGUACGCCAGAAGAACAAGGCUCCGCAAAACCAGGUAACAGAGGUAAGAGAGACUCCCAGAUUAUAUUGAUGUCUUUCCUACAAAAAGUAACUUUUGAUGAGAGAAUGUCUGCCCUGGAAUAUCAGUUAAUGAAAAAUAUAUGGCAGAUUACUGGUUUAAUGGCCAGCUUUUAUGAAACUGUUUUAAUGGUUGAUGCCGAUACUAAAGUUUUUCCUGAUUCUUUGACCCACAUGAUUUCUGAGAUGGUCCAUGAUCCAAUGAUCAUGGGACUUUGUGGUGAAACUAAAAUUGCCAAUAAACGUGAGUCGUGGGUCAGUGCUAUUCAGGUCUUUGAGUAUUAUAUUUCACAUCAUCAAUCCAAAGCUUUUGAAUCGGUAUUUGGAUCAGUAACUUGUUUGCCAGGUUGUUUCUCGAUAUACAGAAUAAAAACACCAAAAGGUAAAGACGGCUUUUGGGUUCCUAUCCUUGCAAACCCGGAUAUUGUUGAAAGAUAUUCCGAUAACAUCACAGACACUUUGCACAAGAAAAACUUAUUAUUGUUAGGUGAGGAUAGAUUUUUGUCCUCGUUGUUGUUAAAGACCUUCCCCAAACGUAAAACUGUGUUCGUUCCCAAAGCUGCUUGUAAAACCAUUGUUCCAGCAACAUUCAAAGUCUUAUUAUCUCAGAGACGUCGUUGGAUCAAUUCUACCGUCCAUAACUUAAUGGAAUUAGCGAUGGUCAAUGACUUGUGUGGUACAUUCUGCUUUUCCAUGCAAUUUAUUAUUUUAAUGGAGUUGGUAGGAACUUUGGUUCUUCCGUUGGCAAUUUGUUUCACCAUUUACGUUAUUUUCUUCGCAAUUUUCUCCCAUCCAACUCCUAUUUUAACUUUAGUUUUGCUUGCAUUGAUCUUGGGUUUGCCUGGUAUUUUGAUAGUAAUCACAGCUAGUAGAUUAUCGUACUUGAUAUGGAUGUUAAUUUACUUAAUUGCUUUACCUAUAUGGAAUUUUGUCUUCCCUACUUACUCUUAUUGGAAAUUUGACGAUUUUUCGUGGGGUGAAACUAGAGUGAUUGCCGGGGAAACAAAAGCCGCUGAAGAGGCUGAAGGUGAAUUUGAUCAUUCAAAGAUAAAAAUGAGGACAUGGCGAGAAUAUGAAAGGCAAGAAAGAGCAGAGAGAUUGAACCAAAGAAAACAGCACGCAACAGAUAGAAAUAGUGCCGUUGAAGGUCCUUCUCAAUUCAUGGACAAGCUAAUGGAUAACGAUAUUUCAAAUCAGGACGAUAGUAGCCAACCAUCGUAUUAG
Kluyveromyces marxianus DMKU3-1042 is the source of this 3513-nucleotide messenger RNA. RefSeq names its product chitin synthase CHS3 (gene CHS3). Gene Ontology annotation, molecular function: chitin synthase activity. NCBI's taxonomy places the organism in Eukaryota, Fungi, Ascomycota, Saccharomycetes, Saccharomycetales, Saccharomycetaceae. The record is from RefSeq and is a predicted model, not a curated record. The coding region runs from base 1 to 3513 and encodes 1170 amino acids. The transcript has a single exon. Gene Ontology annotation, cellular component: cell septum; cell periphery.